UAAAGCUCCAGUAUGUAAUAAUUUUGUAAUAAAAUUUCAGAAAAUAACUUGCACAGUGUGAUAUAUUUCCUCCAGUUGUGUACUUACAAUAUUUCAAAAGUCUCUAAAGAUUUUUUAUUUCAGAGAAAUUCCGAUUUUAAAUAACUGGCCGUCCCGGAAAAGAAAUGUCGCCUCUCAGUGACGCAAUGUCCGCUCUAUACUUUGUUCCGGUGUAGACCAGAAUAUCACAUGGUCAAAUGCGGAAGUGGUUGUUAUGGAUCACGAUUACUCUUUGGCGAGUAUUGAAGUGCCAGUAAAACGGAAGCGUCCAUAUUUGGAUACACGCAGACUGUGUGACAAACGGAGGAAUAAAACCAGGAUAAAUAUCGGCCAGGCGUUUUCGAGAUGGAGAGAGCUGCGCGACAAUCUUGGACUUGACAGAGACUCUGCUCUCGCGAGUGUAUUUAUAGACAGAAAGCAAAGAAACGCCAAUCAGCGCAGAGCUGCUGUGUAUGCGACGCAUCAUCAAAACGCGCAUCAAGAUUUCUUCUUCGUUCGUUGUGUUUUUCGGGACUGACAUCAAACAGACUCUACAGAUCGGCCAUGGCAUCGUCUUUGGAGCAGUGCAAGUUUUUAGAAUGUUUGAAAAGGAAGCGUGUUAAAAUAACCCUCCUCGAUACACAAGUCAUUGGUGUUAUAAACCGGAUCAAUCUAAACAAGACUGUGAUUUUAGAGGACGUUUACGAAGUACAAAGCGGGAAGAAAUUUCCAGGUGUCAAACUCUUUUUUGGACACGACAUCGUUAAAGUUGAAUUUCCAUUCUCUGGGAAUCAAGACAAUAUGUCUGGUGUUGAUGAAGCCCACAAGUCGAAAUUUCAGACUUGCAAAAACAGGACCAUGCUGGAUCACAAUGUACACGAUGACACCAUUAAUUAUGUGGUGAUAGACGAGCUCCAGGAACAGUUUGGCCCAGCGGUAACACACAUCCAAGAACAAAAAGUGAUCGGAAUUGGAGCUGACUUUUUUGAGCAAAAUAGACUUUGUUGGUUUAAGGUUGCCACUAAGAACGUGGUGUACCUCUUUGAUAUCCUUUUGCUUGGAGGAAGAGCUUUUAGGAAUGGACUGUGCAUGAUUCUGGAAAAUCAGUACAUACUUAAGGUCACGCAUGACUGCCGGUGCAUUGCCAGUUGCUUAAGUGCACAGUUUGGAGUGAGCCUUACUAAUGUGUUUGACACACAGGUAGCUGAUAUAAUGCUUUUCAACAAGGACACAGGAGGCUUCCUACCAGACAGGGUCAGCACUCUGCAAGAAGUUGUCAGACUACACCUAAAAGUGCCCAUAAGUGAAAUGUUUCCUUUCUGGGCCCAAGAACAGUGCACUAAGGAGAACCCAGAGGUCUGGUAUAUACGUCCUUGUCCACCUGCCCUGCUGACCCUCAUGGCCGUUUCAGUCAUUCACCUGCUUCCUCUGCGACAUGUUUUAUUGGAUGCCCUCAUGUCAGACUACACGAACCUCGUAGAUUCCUACAUGUGCAGCUACCAAAACCAGUCUGUUAACCUGCUCCAUUUUGACAGGAAUGGAAAUGAACUCCCCAAAGAAGCCAGAGAAUUGGAGGCAGUGAGGCAGAAACGAUUGAAAUGGGCUUCUCAUUGCUACGUUGUUUCUGAUGAUGGCCUCCUGGAACGCUCAAGCUUUAAACCCCCCUCCCUUCAGUCAUAGAUUAUUAAGUCAGUGUGUCCCGGGUUAUUUCCAGUCACUGCAACGGUAUUCUAUAAAUGCAGAUGAAAAGAGAAAAGAGGUGAUAAGCCCUAGCAUUAUUUGGUUAGUCUGCCAAUGUACAACUAAAAUCUGAAAUUGAUACCAAACUUUAACGGCAACAUUUUCAUGUAAAGAACACUUAAUAUUUUUUGUUUGUGAUUUAUCUUGAUAUAUUUUAUUUUUGUAAAAUAUCAAAGCAUAUUUUAGUUAUGAGAGUA
Messenger RNA from Triplophysa dalaica, 1955 nucleotides. RefSeq names its product exonuclease 3'-5' domain containing 1 (gene exd1). Lineage: Eukaryota; Metazoa; Chordata; Actinopteri; Cypriniformes; Nemacheilidae. The transcript has 12 exons. Bases 583 to 1698 code for a protein of 371 amino acids. Gene Ontology annotation, biological process: nucleobase-containing compound metabolic process. Gene Ontology annotation, molecular function: nucleic acid binding; 3'-5' exonuclease activity. The record is from RefSeq and is a predicted model, not a curated record.